Molecule: messenger RNA, 2137 nt
Organism: Drosophila kikkawai
Lineage: Eukaryota; Metazoa; Arthropoda; Insecta; Diptera; Drosophilidae
Product: sphingomyelin phosphodiesterase
Biological process (GO): ceramide biosynthetic process; sphingomyelin catabolic process
Cellular component (GO): lysosome
Molecular function (GO): acid sphingomyelin phosphodiesterase activity
Source: RefSeq, a predicted model, not a curated record
CUGCAAAUCAUGAGGGGAAUCGUGCUCCUGUUAGCGGUCGUCCUGGCCACCGCCUCGGCCGUGAAUCUGCCUGGAGUGCCGGUGGACUUUGAGUUGGAUGAUCAUGUGCUUUCCGCCAUUGCGGACGACAUAGCCGAGCGCCUGGCCAACGAGUAUGUGACCUUCCUGAAAACAGGAGUGGAGACGCCGGAGUUCCAGAAACUGACCAAGCAGCUGGCCAAGUCUCACAGCCAAAAGGACAUUUUCACCCGGAACAUGAUCGAUCUGGAGCCCAGGGAUAGUUUCUUUGUGUGCACAGCCUGCCGCGCUGUGAUGCGGGUCUUCAUCCGGACAAUUCGUGACGAGGAGGGGGAACUGCAUGGCGACGACAGCUCGGUGCUGAUGAAGCAGUUUGCCAUGGACUUUUGCCGCCGGAUGAACAUGCAGACGGACGAGGUUUGCGAGGGCCUGAUCGAUUUCAAUGAGCCCACCGUGGAGUACAUCCUGCGCAACUCGGAGAGCGACUCCCAGACCUUCUGCUCGCUCUUCAUGGAGUUCAACUUCUGCAACACGGGCUCCAAUCCCGACUACAACUGGACCUUGCCCGUGGACAGCACUGGCGAGGCGUUGACCGGUCCCAAGGCGGACACUCCUCGCUUCAGCGACUCCGAUUUAAGGAUCUGCCAGUUCAGUGACAUUCAUCACGAUCCCAUGUAUCAGGCUGGCAGUCUGGCCUCCUGUGAGGAGCCUAUGUGCUGCCAGCGGCACAUAGAAACCGCCCAGGGGACUAGCGAGGCGGCUGGUGCCUGGGGUGACUACCGGGACUGCGAUUUGCCCUGGCAUACCUUCGAGUCUGCUCUGGAUAGCGCGGUGGCCAAUACGAAGUGCGACUUUGUCUACCAGACCGGUGACAUUGUGGACCAUAUGGUGUGGGCCACAUCUGUGGAAAAGAACACUGGUGUUCUGACCAAGGUGAGCCAGCGCCUCGCUGAGGCCUUCGGUGAUGUUCCCGUCUAUCCUUGCAUUGGAAACCACGAGCCUCAUCCUUUGAACCUCUUCAGUCCCGAGGGCGUUCCCGAUGGAAUCAGCACCAAGUGGCUGUACGAGCACCUGUACAACGACUGGUCCAAGUGGCUUCCGGCAGAGACCAAGGAGACGAUCCUCAAGGGCGGCUACUACACGGUGUCGCCGCGCCAGGGCUUCCGCGUCAUCGCUCUAAACAGCAACGACUGCUACACGGACAACUUCUGGCUGUACCACAGCGGCACUGAUAAGAUCCCGCAGCUGCAGUGGUUCCAUGAUACUCUUCUGGCCGCCGAGAAGGCCGGCGAGUAUGUCCAUAUCCUGACCCACAUCCCGUCUGGAGAUGGUACCUGCUGGUCCGUCUGGGCCCGCGAGUUCAAUCGCUGCAUCACGCGUUUCAGUGGCACCAUUAGCGGCAUCUUUACCGGUCACUCGCACAAGGACGAGCUCUUUGUCUACUAUUCGGAGGAGGAGGGACAUGCCACCUCUGUGGCUUGGAACGGUGGUGCUGUCACCACCUACUCCAACAAGAACCCUAACUAUAGGCAGUACGCCGUGGAUCCCAGCACUUACCAAGUGACCAACCAUUGGACGUGGAUUUUCAACCUGACUGCCGCCAAUGAGAAGCCGGAUGAGCAGCCCGAGUGGUUCCUGGAGUAUGAGUUUAUCAAGGAGUUCACCGAGGAUAUGAGUCCUGCUGGCAUUGACAAACUGCUGGACCAGUUGGCCGAGAAUCCCGCUUUGAUGAGGAAGUACUGGCGCUUCCGUGUGACCUCUGCGGAUCCCCAGGUUAAUGGAGGCUGCGAUCGCAAUUGCCUAGCAGGAUCCCUUUGCCGGGCUGCUGUCACCAUCAACAACCAGCGAGGACGCUGCGAGGAGCUCCGCGAGAAGCUGUUCUUUGCUCUGGACAACGAAGAUCCCACCACGGAACCCCCAGAUGGUGGAGAUGAUGACAACGGUGGCGGAGCAGCCACAAUGAGCCUGCUCAGCAUCGGCUCUCUGCUGGCCUUGGUCCUGUCCAUUCGUCUUAGCUUCUAAUUGUACCCCCUAAGUUAUAUAAUGGGAAUGGAUUCCAUUCCGAAAAAGGUGCCUAGUCUCAAGUGGUCAAUAUAAGUAUGCGCUUAUCCCUAUCGAA